AUGGACGUUGACGGCCCUCAGCCUAUUCCAAAGAUUGAUAACCGCUUAGCUUCAUUGACCAUCCUCCGUGAAUUCGAGCAGAGAGGAUACGUUGUCCCUGGGAAACUAGUGGUUCAGAAGAAACUACUCGAUAUCUUAACUUGGGCCAAUUAUCUGGCCUUCAUUCUCAAGAAAAUCGAUCUUGGUGGACUUUCUCCCGCUCAUCGGGAGCAAGCUUACCGAGGAGUGAUACUCGAACUGAUUGAAAACCUCGGCCGUACAAUUGAGCUCAAGCAGUUACGCGUGAAGAGAGGAUCUACCUUUGCAGCACUAGUUGAACAGCAAGUUCGUCCUACAUACAAUAACACAUCGACUAUCACUAAGUACGUCAAGGCCACCAAGAAGAAGCAGCACGAGUUAGCCCUUACCCGAGGCAAAUUCAAUGUCAAGGCAGAUGACUAG
Messenger RNA from Sphaeroforma arctica JP610, 441 nucleotides. RefSeq lists its product as hypothetical. The record is from RefSeq and is a predicted model, not a curated record. NCBI's taxonomy places the organism in Eukaryota, Ichthyosporea, Ichthyophonida. The coding region runs from base 1 to 441 and encodes 146 amino acids. The transcript is spliced from 2 exons.